This is a messenger RNA of Galendromus occidentalis (western predatory mite), 1401 nucleotides long. Its product is annotated as WD repeat-containing protein 34-like. NCBI's taxonomy places the organism in Eukaryota, Metazoa, Arthropoda, Arachnida, Mesostigmata, Phytoseiidae. The coding region runs from base 1 to 1401 and encodes 466 amino acids. Gene Ontology annotation, biological process: intraciliary transport. The transcript has 4 exons. Gene Ontology annotation, molecular function: dynein heavy chain binding; dynein light chain binding. The record is from RefSeq and is a predicted model, not a curated record. Gene Ontology annotation, cellular component: ciliary plasm; cytoplasmic dynein complex.
AUGUUUUCGGUAGCUAAUACGGGCUCAGCUGAUUACUGUUCCACAUGGAAAAGUUCCUUGGAGGCAAAAAACGUCUCUGCGUCAUGUCAGACAAAACCAAUCGAGACGAAGGAGGCCAAGAUCCAGGUGGUUAAACGUGCGAGCGUCGAGGUGCAGACCCUGACGGACAAGGACAGGACGACUGAGGAGCCCCGGCAGUACGAUAAGCCCUCGCUGUACGCUUUUCUCAAUCGGGUUACGCCGCUCAUGAUCCGAGAGCUCGAGCGAAAUGCCAAAAGCACCGCGUUCGCCCACCUGCAGCACGAGUCGAAAAAACUUUCCAUUGUGCAGCUGGGGCAAUUCAGGCAGAACGAGGCAUCGGCGAAGUUUGCAGCGCUAUGCAUCGCCACCGACGGAAACGAGUUGGCGGUAGGCUUCGGGGCGCUCCAACACGACGAUUGGUGCGAUCACCAAGCGAAGCUCGCGAUGUUUCAGCGGAAAGACUCGUCGUCACGAGCCCAGGUUUUCGACAUGGACUCUUGCGUGUCCUGCGUGAGCUAUAACGAUCGGAAACCGAUAGUGACAUGCGGAAUGUACACCGGCGAGGUGCUCUGCUGGGAGUCCGAAGAACAAAUACAGGUGGCAAGCCGUCACUCGGGACGCGUAACCAGUUUGCAAUGGAGACCCAUCUACGAAGGGAAACGUCUACUCUCGGCCGGUAUCGACGGUGCGCUCAAACUUUGGAAAAUCCGGGACAAGAGUCUGAACGUUUCUGAGGAGUUUGUGGUGACGACCUGGGAUGCUGAUGCGAAACUCACAUCGCGGGUGGAAGCUGCCGUCGGCGUGACUUGCACAAGUUUUUCUUGCUUCGAUGACACGCAGUUCUCGAUAGGCACGGAGGGAGGCUACGUUAUGGUCGGAUCGCUUACGGCCCCCCGAGCGGCUUUCGGCGCGGGGAAAAAGUGCGUUACGAUGAGCUACAAACGACACCAAGGCCACGUGACGUCUACAUAUUUCGCUCCGCACUCCCGGAACGUUUUUCUCACUUCCUCCGUGGACAUGGAAGCUCGUAUUUAUUCACAGCUGCAGCAGGCGCCGGUCAUAUCCAUCGUUCACUCGGAGCAGCUGGUGAAAGCUGUGUGGUCGCCUAUGGAGCAGCUACACAUCGUGACUGCGACCUGCGCGGGUCUCGUGAACAUCUACGAUAUACGCAAACCAUAUGUACCGCUUACUCUAAUCAAUUUGGAGAGUCGAUUGACCGACAUGGCAUUUGUUUCGCACGAACAAAUAGCCGUCGCGACGGAAAAAGGCCUCGUCCACCUGCUGCAACUGCCUGAAUCCACCAUGCGUACCGUGGGAACAGUAGCGGACCUCGACGAGCUUGUGCGGACGCUCCAGAAUACAGUUGUUGAUUUCGUUUGA